Zychaea mexicana is the source of this 2195-nucleotide messenger RNA. Its product is annotated as Indoleamine 2,3-dioxygenase. The record is from RefSeq and is a predicted model, not a curated record. Gene Ontology annotation, cellular component: cytoplasm. The coding region runs from base 148 to 1944 and encodes 598 amino acids. NCBI's taxonomy places the organism in Eukaryota, Fungi, Mucoromycota, Mucoromycetes, Mucorales, Lichtheimiaceae. Gene Ontology annotation, biological process: 'de novo' NAD+ biosynthetic process from L-tryptophan. Gene Ontology annotation, molecular function: metal ion binding; heme binding; indoleamine 2,3-dioxygenase activity. The transcript has 4 exons.
CUUUUUCUUCCCACUCUUUCUCUCUCUUUCUCUCUCUCUCUCACUCUCUACCUUCUUUCAUCGAAACCUCUUUGUUGACUCUAUUUGUCAUCCGGUCCCCCUUCGCACGUGAGAGUUUUUUGUUUUAAUUUUUGACAAUUCGCACUCAUGCCGGCAAUGCAUCAGAUGAGAUCUCUGGACGACUACGACAUCUCGCCAAAGACGGGGUUUCUUCCCUCGGAGCCUCCACUACGAAGACUGGAAGACCCGUACUUUGCGCCUUGGGAGUCGAUGAUGGACGACUUUAAUGGCUUGCUAUUGGCGGGAAAACUUCGACAGAGUGUGCACAAGAUGCCGCUGCUGGAUUACACUCGUCUGAAGACAGUGCAGGAAUAUCGGCGUGCGUUCCUUAUUAUGUGUAUGCUGUCGCAUAGCUAUGUGUGGGGCAAACUUGAAAAAACUUCAGAGACGUUACCAGCAAACCUUGCGGUUCCAUGGUCUGCCAUUGCUACCCACUUGGGUCUUUGUCCUGUGGUGUGUCAUGCAGCCGUCGUGCUAUGGAACUACAAAUUGCUUGACAACGAUGGUCCAAUUGACCUGAGCAAUUUGAGCGCCUUGUCUACUUAUUCGGGCUCACUAGAUGAGUCAUGGUUCUACUUGGUGACUACAGCAAUCGAGAGUGUGGGCGCACCUUGUUUAUCAGCCAUGAUGAGCUCCAUCAAUCAUGUGCAAAAGGGUGAUUACGAGGGUCUACUUGCAGACUUGCAAACCGUCCUCACCGCCAUGAAAGGGAUGAACGAUACAUUGCAACGGAUGUAUGAAAAGUGCGACCCAUACGUAUUCUAUUGGAAGAUUCGUCCGUAUUUAGCAGGAUGGGAGAACAUGGCCGAGGCGGGUCUUCCAUUUGGUCUCAUCUAUGAAGGUGUCGACUCGUUCUGGAGUGCCGAGACGGACGAAUAUGCAGACAUGAGCCAUUUAUCCGAGGCAGAGCGUCUUCUUCGACAAUACCGUCGUUAUGCAGGCGGUAGUGCUGCACAGAGUAGUUUGAUUGCUGCGCUGGAUGUAUUUCUCGGCGUGGAACACUAUCCCACGGGCAAACGACCACAGGUUCAGAGGCCAGAUAGCCAUGAUCAGAAAACCGUCAAUGACCGAUAUACGCAAUUACCCACGCCUAACCCAGCUGAUGAGCUCAACAAGUCGAAAGCAGCAUCAGAAGAAAGUCGGCCUGUACAACCCACGUUUGUGCGUACCAACCGCAACACCUUCUUACGCGCAAUGCGCAUGUAUAUGCCACGACCGCACCGAGAGUUUCUUGAAGAUCUCGAACACGCCGCCAACUUGCGCUCAUUCAUGAUGCAUUUGGAUCAACAACCCAAAACAAAGCGAUCAGCUGAAGAAACCAUGCUACUUGAAGUGUACAACGACUGCUUAGCACAGCUCAAGUCCUUCCGCGACAUACACGUCCAGAUCGUCACGUUGUACAUUGUCAAUCAAGCGCGUAAGGGCCCCAAUAUUGCCCAUGGUGGGUUUGCCAUUGAAAAAAAGAAGCAGCAGUAUCAACAAAGCGACGACAGCCAGAUACAACAAGAUGAUCAGACCCGCCCAGCAAAGAAGGCGAAAAUCAAUGCGGCUGACCACAACGUACUCUACCCGCAAACUGCCCUUGAAACGUCCCCUCGUAUUCGUAAAGGCUCGCUAUCGGCCAUGGUCAGUGAUCUGUUCCCUGAACUGGGCCUGGCAAAGCACGUCGAUCCGAAGACGGGUGUGGUGCGUGGUACUGGCGGUACCAACGUGUUGCCGUUUCUGAAACAGUCGCGAGAUGAGACUUCUGACACUAGGAUUGGCAUUGCCAGUGCUCACCCGAAUGGAACAACAGUGAAAAACCCAAAUACAGUUGCGUCCAUUGCAACAGAACCUACACCAGAACGCCGUCGAUCAUGGCGAAAUUGGUUCAUUACAAAAUAGCGUUGUACAGUCAUAAGGACAUUUAUACCUCGGCUUUUUUCUUACUCUUCUUACUAUCUUCUCUGCUGUCUAGCUUACAGUGUUCCUCUUUAAUUGCUUGAUAACCUAACCACCCCUCUCUUCUGUCUCUAUUUUCCUUUACGUUUCGAGCUCUUUAUCUGUAUAAUAUUUAUCAUACCAUCCUCACUACCACGAAAAAACCCCCCACCCUCGCUUCUUCUUUCAAAACACACACACACACACACAUACGC